AUGGCCACCUAAUUGGAUAAAAUCUUUCUGACUCUGGCAGUAGUGGAAUUCAUCAUUGGCAUGCUGGGGAAUGUGUUCAUUGGACUGGCAAACUGCUCUGAAGGGAUCAAGCACCAAAAGUUCUUCUCAGUUGACUUCAUCCUCACCUGCUUGGCUAUCUCCAUAAUUGGUCAACUGUUGGUGGUACUGUUCAAUUCAUGUGUAGUGGGACUUGCUCCACAUUUAUAUGCCACAGAUAGAGUAGGAAAACCUGUUACUAUGCUUUGGCACAUGACUAAUCACUUGACCACCUGGCUUGCCACCUGCCUGAGCAUUUUCUAUUUCUUUAAGAUAGCCCACUUCCCCCACUCCCUUUUCCUCUGGCUGAGGUGGAGGAUGAACAGAGUGAUUGCUAUACUCCUUACAUUGUCUCUGUUCUUACUGAUUUUUGACUGUUUAGUGAUAGAAAUGUUUAUGGAUAUCUCACUGAAUAUAAUAGAUAAAAGUAAUCUGACUUUAUACUUAGAUGAAAGUAAAACUCUCUAUGAUAAACUCUCUCUGUUAAAAACUCUUCUUAGCUUGAACAGUUUUAUCCCCUUUUCUCUGUGCCUGACCUCAUUGCUUUUUUAAUUUCUGUCCUUGGUGAGACAUACUAGAAAUUUGAAGCUUAGUUCCUUGGGCUCUAGAGACUCCAGCACAGAGGCCCACAGGAGGGCCAUGAAAAUGGUGAUGUCUUUCCUUUUCCUCUUCAUAGUUCAUUUUUUUUCCUUACAAGUGGCAAAUUGGACAUUUUGUAUAUUGGGGAACAACAAGUACACACAGUUUGUCACGUUAGCCUUAAAUGCCUUUCCCUCGUGCCACUCAUUUAUUCUCAUUCUGGGAAACAGCAAGCUGCGACAGACAGCUGUGAGGCUACUGUGGCAUCUUAGGAACUAUACAAAAAGACUAAACCCUUUACCUUUGUAG
Molecule: messenger RNA, 945 nt
Organism: Piliocolobus tephrosceles (Ugandan red Colobus)
Lineage: Eukaryota; Metazoa; Chordata; Mammalia; Primates; Cercopithecidae
Gene: TAS2R42
Product: taste 2 receptor member 42
Exons: 1
Biological process (GO): G protein-coupled receptor signaling pathway; sensory perception of taste
Cellular component (GO): membrane
Molecular function (GO): G protein-coupled receptor activity; bitter taste receptor activity
Source: RefSeq, a predicted model, not a curated record